UGCAGACAGAAUGAUUAAGAGGGUAGUGAGGUGGGGCUAUUGAAAUCAUGAACGCUCUUCUGUCAUUUCUUUUAUAUUAAAUUGCUUUGCUUUGAACAGUCUCGAAGACGACCACUCCAAAUCAAUCCAAUACAAAAUUCAACGUUUCAUUAAAUUCACUCCGUAUAACCCUAUAUAUAUAUAUAUAUAUUAAUCAUAGUUGUAGUUUUCAAACACAACAAUUCGUGACAGGUCGGUCAUAAUUCAUUCUACAUGAUCAAAGGCCUCAUUCGCAUACAUAUAUAUGUGCAUGUACAGAUAUAGAUUGACAUAAAGAUCCUUGCAAAUCUCAAAAUCCUUUUCAAAUUCUUCUUCAUCGUCUCGUGAUCCGAAAUUGUUAAUGAAACCAUUCGUUCAUUUGCUUUUAUCAGAACACGCCUCUUUGGUUUCCGUUUUUGUUGUUUUCGUACACCGCAGAGAUUUCAAAUCUUGAGGUCUCGAAAUUGGGUUCUGUUGCGGAGAAGUGGAAUUUUCGAUUGAAUCGAGGGUCUUUUCGAUCUCAAUUUAUGUGGCAUUUAUUGAUCUUUGAGGCGAAGUUGUGGAUCUUGUGGGAGUUGUAUAUAUAAGUGUAGAAUCCAUUGAAUUGAUUAUUUCAAAGCCAAUAUAGACCCAAAUUAAGGUUUUUGUGCCAUCAUUUUGUAGUUUGAUGCAAAGAGGAGGUGUUUUUUUGCUGUUUAAUUCUGGGUUUUUAGGUUUGGAAUAUGGGUUGGUGGUGUUUACCUGGUAAGCUUGGAGGAUCAAUUUGUUGACUUAGUGAGACCUUGAGGUAUGUAUGUUUCUGUAGUCUUUACAGGAACUGUAGAUUUUUAUUAUUUCUUUUUUGUUUCUUUGCUUUUGGAAAGUACGAACUAAGAACACACCCCAACUUGAAGUUUGAAGUUUUUUUAUUCAAUAAGUAAUUUGUUAGAGGAAACAAAUCUGCCAAAGUCGAGUACUGGGUUUUUUUUUUCAGAUUUCUGAUUGUAUGUGUGUGCAUGUAUAAUGUAUAUGUGUACUACAAUUGUUGAAGCAUAUAUAUAUAUAUUUUUUUGAAAGGUUGAAGCAUAUAUAUUACUCCUCAAUUAACAAAAUAUUGGGUUUACUCAUACUGAAGUGGUGCUGAAUUGUGAUUCUGCUGAGAAGAUUGGAAAACCUGAAAUUGAUUGAAGCUGUUUUGAGUAUAAUCAAAUUGGAUUAGUUCUAUGGAUUGCAGUUGAUGUUCGGCUUAUUUUGCGAGGCACGGUGUUUGGAGUUAUUUACCAUUUAGUUUAUUCGUGUUAUCAAAAUGGGCUCUCAGUGCUCCAAACUCACACCAUGUUGCUUGGUUUCACAAUACAAGGCAUCCAUUCUUGAGGUGCCUGAUAUUGAAAAUGAAGAGAAGACUGAGACCAAUAACUUGCCUGCAUUCCGUGAGUUUGCUCUCGAGGAACUUAAGAAUGCUACUUCUGGUUUUGCGGUAGAGAACAUUGUGUCCGAGCAUGGUGAGAAGGCUCCCAAUGUUGUUUAUAAAGGGAAGAUGGAUAAUCAGAGGAGGAUUGCUGUGAAGCGCUUUAAUAGAAAUGCUUGGCCUGAUGCCCAUCAAUUCGUGGAAGAAGCGAGGUCAGUUGGACAGCUCCGCAACCAAAGAUUGGUAAAUUUGCUUGGUUGCUGUUGUGGAGAUGAUGAGAGACUGCUUGUGGCUGAAUAUAUGCCCAACGAUACACUUGCAAAACACCUUUUUCACUGGGAAACACAACCUAUAAAGUGGCCAAUGCGAUUGAGGGUGGUUCUGCAUCUAGCACAAGCUCUAGAAUAUUGUUCAAACAAAGGUCGUGCCCUUUAUCACGAUCUUAAUGCUUACAGAAUUUUAUUUGAUGAGGAUGGUCAUCCUAGACUUUCAUGCUUUGGCCUGAUGAAAAAUAGUCGGGAUGGAAAAAGUUACAGUACAAACCUGGCAUUCACUCCUCCGGAGUAUUUGAAAACCGGAAGAGUGACGUCAGAAAGUGUAAUAUAUAGCUUUGGCACUCUUUUGAUCGACCUUCUUAGUGGAAAACACAUUCCCCCAGGCCACGCCCUUGACCUGAUACGGGACAGGAACCUUCAAAUGCUGACGGAUUCCUGCUUGGAAGGACAGAUUUCUAGUGAUGAUGGGACUGAAUUAGUACGCUUGGCUUCCCGGUGUUUGCAAUAUGAACCCCGAGAACGGCCAAAUCCAAAGUCAUUAGUGGCUGCUUUGACUCCUCUUCAGAAGGAAACUGAGGUUCCUUCUCAUGUCUUGAUGGGUAUUCUGCGCAGUGCUUCGUUCUCACCUAAAUCCCCACUUGGUGAAGCUUGCUCAAGAAUGGACUUGACUGCCAUACAUGAGAUCUUAGAAAAGAUUGGGUACAAGGAUGACGAAGGAGUGACAAAUGAGCUCUCAUUCCAAAUGUGGACGGACCAAAUGCAGGACACAUUGACUUCAAAGAAAAAGGGUGAUACUGCUUUCCGGCAUAAAGAUUUCAAAACUGCAAUUGAGUGCUACACGCAGUUUAUUGAUGUUGGAACGAUGGUAUCUCCGACCGUUUUUGCUCGUCGUAGUUUGUCUUAUCUCAUGAAUGACAUGCCGCAAGAUGCCCUAAAUGAUGCAAUGCAAGCCCAAGUCAUUUCUCCAGUCUGGCACAUUGCAUCUUACCUACAAGCUGCUGCACUUUUUGCCCUUAAAAUGGAAAAUGAAGCACAAGUAGCACUUAAGGAGGGCUCAACUCUUGAGGCCAAAAGGAACAAAACCAACGGACAGUAACCAACAGUAACCAAGUGAAGUACAGAUAUCUAAUCUCCUUCAAUUUCCUCGUUGAUUUGAGCAUAUAUUGAAAGGUUUCUGAUCAUGCCAGAUAGCCGGAAGCUUCUAGAGUUGCCCCUUUUUCUUUCUGCUAUGAAUUCUAUGAUAGUGUUAUAGGUUUGAUGCAUUUUUUGAGCAAGCGAAUCCUGUUUGGUUGUGUUUUGUUUUGUUAUGUUAUGUUUCAUAUCAAUUUUUGUGUGGGGGUUGUUUGAUCUCUCAAUUUUAGUCUUUUUGAAGUUUGAUCAGUUGUGCAUGAAAAAAGAGUAGUAACUUCCAAAUAUGAGUAAACAGAAAGGAAAGAAAAGUCUAAUGGAAGUAAAGAACUUGUUGA
Molecule: messenger RNA, 3146 nt
Organism: Cornus florida
Lineage: Eukaryota; Viridiplantae; Streptophyta; Magnoliopsida; Cornales; Cornaceae
Product: serine/threonine-protein kinase BSK3-like
Exons: 10
Coding region: 1304-2776 (490 amino acids)
Biological process (GO): brassinosteroid mediated signaling pathway; protein phosphorylation
Molecular function (GO): protein kinase activity; protein binding; ATP binding
Source: RefSeq, a predicted model, not a curated record